AUGGAUCUUUUGGCUGGAUGCACUAUAUUUGGCUCAGGAAUGCUGCGAGGUUCCAGUGGCGGUCAACGAUGCUUGGAAGCUAAGAAUGAGUCUCUCACGCACGAUAAAAAGGAGGAGCUUCAUGACGUGGAGCCGGAACCGACAAGCAGCGGGGCAGGAGAGUAUCGAGCGAUGAAGGAUAUUCAACAAGUCGUCACAGCCUUCACAAACGCAUUGCACCGUAAGAGAAAAUCGCGAAUGGAAUAUGACCCGAGAGAAUAA
Messenger RNA from Strongylus vulgaris, 261 nucleotides. NCBI's taxonomy places the organism in Eukaryota, Metazoa, Nematoda, Chromadorea, Rhabditida, Strongylidae. The record is from the annotation of a GenBank genome assembly.